Messenger RNA from Pistacia vera, 2828 nucleotides. Its product is annotated as pentatricopeptide repeat-containing protein At1g20230. The record is from RefSeq and is a predicted model, not a curated record. The coding region runs from base 44 to 2320 and encodes 758 amino acids. NCBI's taxonomy places the organism in Eukaryota, Viridiplantae, Streptophyta, Magnoliopsida, Sapindales, Anacardiaceae. The transcript has a single exon. Gene Ontology annotation, molecular function: protein binding; zinc ion binding; RNA binding. Gene Ontology annotation, biological process: RNA modification.
CAUAUAUGUUCAUAUGCGUUUGAAAAAUUAGGCUUAACGUAUAAUGAACUUGACGAAACAGGCUCUUCCUCUCUUCGAAAACAUUCAACGCUCAAUCUUUCAAACCCUCAACUCACUCAAAUCAUCUCUGUCACAGACACAGCAAGCGCAUGCUCACAUCCUCAAAACCGGUGGCUCUAAUGACACUUAUCUCGCCACAAGGCUUCUGUCUCAAUAUGCAAAUCACCAAGACUUCGAUGACGCAAACCAAAUCCUUUCUUCUACUCUUGAGCCGACAAUCUUUUCUUACUCUACUCUUAUCUACGCCUACUCGAAACAAAAUCUUUUUACUCAAUCACUCCGUGUAUUCGCUCAAAUGCUCUCUCACGGUCUGCCACCUGAUGCUCACGUGUUGCCUAAUAUCUUUAAGGCUUGCAGUGGAUUGUCGUUAGUGGAAACUGGAAAACAAGUUCAUGCAAUGGUGUUUGUAUGCGGGUUUAAUUUAGAUUCGUUUGUUCAGUCUUCUUUGAUUCAUAUGUACAUCAAAUGUCAGAACAUUGGAGACGCUCACAAAGUGUUUGAUAGAUUAGCCCAACCGGAUGUGGUUACUUUUAGUGCUCUGCUUGCGGCUUACGCGCGACAAGGGUGCGUGGAUGUAGCGAAAAAACUCUUUAAUGAGAUGGCUCGAUUAAGAGUGGAACCCAAUGUGGUAUCUUGGAAUGGUAUGAUUUCGGGGUUUAAUCAUAGUGGACAUUAUGAAGAGUCGGUUCUUUUGUUUCAAAGAAUGCAUUUUGAAGGAUUUACGCCUGAUGAACAUAGUGUUUCUAGUGUUCUUCCAGCUGUGGGCGACUGGGAGAAUCCCAAACUUGGGAUUCAGAUUCAUGGUUUUGUAAUCAAGCAGGGUUUAUUGGAGGACAAAUGCGUCAGUAGUUCACUUAUUGAUAUGUAUGGAAAGUGUGCGUGUACGUGGAAUAUGUCCAAAGUGUUUCAUGAAAUGGAAAAUUUGGAUGUAGGUGCUUGCAAUGCUUUUGUUACGGGUCUCUGUAGGAAUGGUCUUGUUGACAAUGCAUUGGAGGUCUUUAGGCAAUUCCAGAGCCAAGGAGUGGAAUUAAAUGUUGUGUCUUGGACGUCAAUGAUUGCUGGUUGCUCACAAAAUGGGAAAGGUAUUGAGGCAUUGGAACUUUUUAGAGAGAUGCAAACAGCGGGGAUGAAGCCAAACAAUGUUACAAUACCUUGCUUGCUAUCAGCCUGUGGAAGUAUUGCAGCAUUGAUGCUCGGGAAGGCAGCUCAUUGCUUUUCUAUCAGAAGAGGAAUAUCUGAUGGUAUUUACGUGUCUGGGGCCCUAAUUGAUAUGUAUGCAAAGUGUGGAAGGAUUCAAAUGUCACGACUUUGUUUUGAUAGGAUGCCAUCCAAAAACUUGGCUUGUUGGAACGCUAUAAUGGGUGGAUAUGCUGUGCAUGGAAAGGCUAAAGAAGCUAUAGAGAUUUUUCAUUUGAUGCACAGGAGUGGACAAAAGCCUAGUUUUAUUAGCUUCGUUUGUGUAUUAUCUGCCUGUAGCCAGGCUGGCCUAGCUGAUGAAGGCUGCAAAUUAUUUGAUAGCAUGUGUGAAGAGCAUGGUAUUGAAGCAAGGAUGGAGCAUUAUGCUUGCAUGGUGACCCUUCUAGGUCGUGUUGGAAGGCUAGAAGAGGCAUAUAACAUGAUUGAGCGAAUGUCUUUCGAGCCAGACGCUUGUAUUUGGGGAGCUUUGCUUAGUUCUUGUAGGGUUCACAGUAAUGUGAGUUUAGGUGAGGCUGCUGCUAAACAUCUCUUUGAACUGGAACCUACAAAUUCUGGGAACUACAUCCUUCUGUCCAAUAUAUAUGCUUCCAAAGGCAUGUGGACUAAGGUUGAUGCGGUGAGAGAUAGGAUGAAAGCUAUGGGUUUGAGGAAGAGCCCUGGCUGUAGUUGGAUUGAGGUCAAAAACAAAGUACAUAUGCUUCUUGCCGGAGAUGAAUCACAUCCUCAAAUGGCCCAAAUCAUGGAGAAGUUAAAUAAAUUAAACAUGGAGAUGAAGAAGUCAGGUUACCUUCCACAUACUGACUUUGUGCUGCAAGAUGUGGAGGAGCAGGAUAAGGAGCAGAUCUUGUGUGGGCAUAGUGAGAAGUUGGCUGUAGUGCUUGGACUUCUUAAUACUCCACCAGGAGCUCCUCUUCAAGUGAUUAAGAACCUAAGAAUCUGCGUUGAUUGUCAUGCUGUUAUAAAAUUUAUAUCCAGUUUUGAAAGGAGAGAAAUAUUUGUCAGAGACACUAAUAGGUUCCACCAUUUUAAAGAUGGAGUUUGUUCUUGUGGGGAUUAUUGGUGAAAAAAUGCUAGGGCUGACUCACAAAUUUAGUAUCACUCAUUCACUCUUGAAAAGGAGGAAGUGAAUUUGUGCAAUUGAGUCCUUUGGAUAGAGCUGAAUGAUUUAUCACAGAGCCUGUAUACUGCAACUUUGGUAGCAGAUGUUUGGAUUUUGCCACAAAAGAAAACUGGAUGUCCGAAGUUUGCUACAUUGACCUACACUUGCCAUAUCUGGGUUGUUUGCUGACGCUGUACACAAUCAUAAGAGUAUUUUUUGAAUGCAAGUGCUUUGAAAGCAGUUUUAUAUGUUUGAUUCAAAUCCAUUUUAGUGAGAAUCUUCUGUUUCUUUGGCAUCUGAUAAAAUACUAAAUACUCUUGAGAGAUAUGUGUACAUGCAAGUCAAUGAAUGUAAAGCAUUUCCCAGGGUCUGAUGCAUGUUGGUUGAGCCUUUAUCAAGUUCAAAGUAACUAAAAUUCUUUGUUUGCGGUCUGUCUGUAUUGGUGGAGUGGAGAACAGAAACUGGACGUACA